Messenger RNA from Fragaria vesca subsp. vesca, 504 nucleotides. Its product is annotated as TMV resistance protein N-like. The record is from RefSeq and is a predicted model, not a curated record. NCBI's taxonomy places the organism in Eukaryota, Viridiplantae, Streptophyta, Magnoliopsida, Rosales, Rosaceae. The transcript is spliced from 2 exons. Gene Ontology annotation, biological process: defense response; signal transduction. Bases 1 to 504 code for a protein of 167 amino acids. Gene Ontology annotation, molecular function: ADP binding.
AUGAGUUCAGAAAGAGCCUCUACAUCUUUUCCUUCGUCAACUUCUGAAUGGAAAUAUGAUGUCUUUCUAAGUUUCCGAGGUAUAGACACCCGGAACGGUUAUACAAACUACUUAUACAAUUCACUGGAAGAUCAGGGAAUAAAAACUUUCAUGGAUGACCGUGAGCUCCAAAAAGGGAAAUCUAUUUCUACGGAACUUUUCGCUGCAAUUGAAGAAUCAAAUAUUGCACUCGUCGUACUCUCACUAAAUUAUGCAUCUUCAGCAUGGUGCUUGGAUGAACUUUUGAAGAUUCUUGAGUGCAUGGAAGCUAGGAAAACAAUUUAUCCAAUAUUCUAUAAUGUCGAUCCCUGUGAAGUGAGACGACAAACUGGAAAUUUUGCAGAAGCCUUCACCAAACAUGAAAAGAGACCUAGUGACGACACAGAGAAGGUGCAAAAGUGGAGAGCUGCUCUAACAAAAGUGUCAAACUUACUCUGGGUGGAAUUCAAAGGACUACAGGUAUGA